AUGACGCAGUUCUCCGUUUCUUGUGUGGUCUUUGAAAGCACCAAGAAACUUGUAUACGUCGCAUUUCCUCUUGGACCAAUAACCUCGAGCAAGGAUCAACCAGGACUAAACCAGGGCGAUUCGACGUCACUUAGGACGAGAAAAUCGAUUUUCACGGCGCUUUCGCAAUACGCUCUUGGUCUAGGUCCUGACUCUACGCACAAUAGCCCAAAACAAGUCAAAAUUGAAAAUUUAUUUUUUUCUAAAAAAAUGGAGGAAAAGGAAGUCAUCGCCUUGGCGGAUAAACUUUUCGAUGAAAAUAAGUACAUAGAAGUGUACGAGCUUUUGAACAGGCAAAAAUUCGAGAAGAACAUCGACAUUAAAUGGCGGAUAGCUAGGAGUUUGUUUUUUGUUUUGGACAGCGAAAAAAUGAACGACAGCAUCAGGCAAAAUAUCGUGGAGGAAGCCAUGGAUAUUUUGAAUUCCAGCCUGGCUAUCGCAGAAGAUAACCCUAACAUCUACAAAUGGCUGGCCAUAAUGACAAACUACAAUUCUGGCAUCGAAGGUCUCGAAUCUCGCAUCAAAACCUACCCCUUGGUUCGCGAACACCUUCAAAAAGCUUGCGAUUUGAACCCAAACGAUUUCUGCGUUAACUACAUGCUGGGCAAGCUGUGCUACGAAUUGGCCAACUUGUCUUGGUUGCAGAAAACGAUCGCGAAGUAUUUUUUCGAGGAGCCCCCUAAAGCCACAUACGAGGAGGCCUACGCGUAUUUGGUGAAAGCCGAAGAGCUACAGCCUAGGUGCUUCAUACCGAACGUCUACUUGUUAGGGGAGUCUUGCGUCAAAUUAAAAAUGUUUUACAGAGCGAAAUAUUACUUGACUCUCGUGAUCAAUUUGUCGAAGGAAAAAGGCGAGCAGAAAUACGCGAACAAGGCCAAACAGAUCAUCGACAAGCUGGAAAAGUACGACUUGGGGAAAGACGUCCUUUUCUGCAACUACCUCAACGGCUACGGCUUCACAGACGACGUGUGA
Brassicogethes aeneus is the source of this 1011-nucleotide messenger RNA. The record is from the annotation of a GenBank genome assembly. Lineage: Eukaryota; Metazoa; Arthropoda; Insecta; Coleoptera; Nitidulidae.